This is a messenger RNA of Psylliodes chrysocephalus, 3057 nucleotides long. The record is from the annotation of a GenBank genome assembly. Lineage: Eukaryota; Metazoa; Arthropoda; Insecta; Coleoptera; Chrysomelidae.
AAAUGCGUCACCCGCUGGUUGUUUGUGUACGAAUUUUGACGUUUAGUUUUAAAAUGUGAAUUAAAAUACUAAAAAAAGCUUUUUACGAAAUGUUUUUUUUAUUGCUUCUUAUCAGUUCUUUGAGUUUUAUUUCAUGUUCCAACAGUGACAUUCCUUCUUUACCGUACUGUCCAGAGACUGAGUUAGGUUUGUUGAUAGUCAGUACUUUAAAUGGGAAAAUAUCAGCUCUAAAUUCAAGUGGAUCUUUAGUUUGGGAAGUGAAUACUGGCCCUGGGCCUCUUCUUUUGUCAAAUAUUCAUAACCUAGAACUCACAAAUAGUGGAGAAUGGAUUCGUAUAAUACCUUCUCUGGCAGGGACUUUAUAUAAAUUUGAUGGCAACACAAUAGACCCAAUACCAAUAACUACUGAAGAAUUACUAAAAGCUUCUUUUCGGUACUCAGAUGAUCUUGUAAUUGCAGGUGGAAUAGAAGUUAGGACAUAUGGAGUAGGUUUCAGAACAGGGCAGUUUAAGUAUGAAUGUAAUUCUAUAAAAUGCUCUAACACAGAAGAAGGAAAUGAUGGUGAUGAUGUUCUUGUGAUAGAGAGAAGUACACAUACAAUUAGAGCUGUUGAGCCAAGAACUGGCAGUGAGAGGUGGAACUUUAGCGUAGGUUUGCAUAACAUCAAGCUUUCGAAGAUAAGUUGUAUUAAUCUCAAUUCUGAGCUGUUUGACUGGAACGUAUCCGCCAUUUUACCAGAAGGUAAAUUGAGAGCUUCAGUUGUCCACAAUAAUGUGGAAGAAUCUUGGAAUUAUAUUUUCGAUUCCCCCAUAGUAAAAAUAUGGAGAUGGUCCGGCAAAAAUUUGUCAGAAAUUGAUUUAUUUGCCCCUCGAAAUGUACCCCAAGUUGUCACUACCGGUACAUCACUUUUGCCAUCCAUUUAUCUAGGAAUGCACAAUAAACAGCUAUAUAUUCAUGAAUCUUCAUUUAUGCAACAUGCUAUACGAAGAAAAACACAUACAGAUUUAGCAGUAACUGAAAGUACCAGCAUUGCCAAAAUACCCUGGAAGCCUAUUCCAGCUUCUACUGAAAGCUCUGAAGAGGAUUCUACUGCCUUAUCAGUUUUAAAUGCUUCCGAAUACGUCAAUGGACAAGGAUUUUACUUAUACUCAGAAACAGAUUUAAAAGAAAAUGAUAAACAGCUUUGCGAUAAAAAUGACAGUUUCAUUGAAGGAGGUACUUUACCUCCUGCUAAAAAUACAAAAACUGAAUCUUUGUACUACCUUUUAGUACCUUGGUAUUGGAAAGAACUGAUACUUAUGGUAUUCACCCUCUUUAUUGGAUACUUUUUAUUCAGAAUAAGGCACAACAGACUGCAAGAAGUAAUAAUAAUAGAGAAGCCAGUUGAAGUUAAUUCUGUCAGCACUGAGCGCAGAGUGUCAGAGAGAGAUAGUGAAAUAUUUACUUCUAGAUAUAUAAACGAUUUUGAUACUCUCCGUUGCCUGGGUAAAGGUGGAUUUGGAGUUGUUUUUGAAGUUAAACAAAAAAUUGACGAAUGUCAUUAUGCUAUAAAAAGAAUCACUUUACCUGAUGAGGAUAAAGACAGAGAUAGAGUAAUGAGAGAAGUUAAAGCUUUAGCUAAAUUGGAACAUCAAAAUAUUGUAAGAUAUUUCUGUUCAUGGGUCGAAAAACCACCAUUAGGUUGGCAGCAAGAACAUGAUAGAAAGUGGUUAGGGGAUAAAUUAACCUUUGAACAAACAUUUACUUCUACUUCAGAAUUAAAGAUGAAAAGAGGCAAAUCAGUAUCAAUAAGUAUUGAAGAAUUAGGACCAAGAACUUUUGAUCCAGAGAUACCAAACAUAGUUCAAGAAGCUGAUGACGAUGAUGCUGAUGAUUCUUUUAUCGUUUUCGAACAUGAUUCCAAGUCCUCUUCAGCAGUCACUUCUAAUGAACAGUCAUCUCAAAAAGCAGAAGCUUCUGUAUAUGCGGCAAAAGAGGUUUCUUACGCUGAGCAUUUAAGAAAGAAGAUUGACUGGAAACGCCCAGAUAGAAAACACCAUUCUUGGGACGUCUCCCAAACUAAUUUAAUUACUUUAGAUACUUAUUCAUCCCCAGUAUUUUUGUAUAUUCAGAUGCAGCUGUGUCAGAAAGAGAGUCUAAAAGAGUGGCUCAGUACUCAUCAUGAGAGAGAUUAUAAUUUCGUUAAAGACAUUUUUUAUCAAAUAUUAGAGGCUGUGGAGUAUGUUCACUUAAGGGGUCUUAUUCACAGGGAUUUAAAGCCAAGCAAUAUAUUUUUUUCUUUAGAAGGUCAAGUAAAAGUAGGAGAUUUUGGACUGGUUAAAGAUAUGGAAGAUGCAUUUGACUUAGAAUUGAUAAAAAAGGGUUCAUCACCUUCUUAUAGGGGUCAUACUAUUGAAGUUGGUACUCAGUUGUAUAUGAGUCCAGAGCAAUUCCAUAGCCGUAUUUAUGAUUACAAAGUCGACAUAUAUUCGUUAGGAUUAAUAUUUUUUGAACUGUUGGUCCCGUUUCACACUGAAAUGGAAAGAAACAAAAUGUUAAGCGACGUUAAGAAAAACAUAUACCCUUCGGGAUUUACUGAAAAAUUUCCAGACGAGCAUGUUAUACUGCAGAAUAUGCUCUGUAAGGAUCCUAAUAAACGUCUGACAACUAUUGGUAUAAAGGCCAGGCCCCCAUUUAACCGAGAAGAUUCAGGAUACAGUGAAGAUUGCCAUUAUAGACUGCUUAAUUUUCAAAAGAGUUGAAUCUUGUUUUGUAAUAAAGCUUUAUUUUUAUAUAGGACUUUAGUCACGUGUAUUAAAUACCUUUUUAAGAUACGGAACUGCAGGAUUAUAUACGCUACAACGCUCUUACAACUAUUGAGAGAUAAAAAUCAAGCAUCCAUUUUACAAAUAAAAUUCGACAUUCAUUGAAGAUUGCGAUUACAGAGCAGUUAACAUCUACAAGAACUAUAUCGUGUUUUGUAUAUAAAGCUUUAUUUUUUAUAAGACUUGCGUUAUGUAUAUAUCAUGUGUGUAACUGUGAUAUAUAAUGUAAUUUUUUGUUUAAAUUUUUAAGGUA